AAUCCUAGAGUACUUUUUGAUUAUUAGAACUUCACUGGGAUAUCUAUGUUUCACCAUAUUCUUGAUCUACCUGCUGCGACGAAGGCACCUCUCCUUGGAUACUAACAUCGAAGAGUUCCUUCAAGAGCAUAACAAUCUAUUGCUAAUUCAGUACUCAUAUUCUGAUAUUAAGAAGAUGACUAAGAGUUUCAAAGACAAACUUGGUCAGGGAGGUUUUGGGUCUGUGUAUAAAGGAAAACUCCGCAGUGGCAAUCUUGUUGCCAUCAAGAUGUUAGCAACAUCUAAAGGUAAUGGGCAAGACUUUAUCAAUGAAGUUGCUACUAUUGGGAGGAUUCAUCAUGUCAAUGUGGUGCGACUUAUCGGAUUUUGCUUUGAGGGAUCAAAAAGGGCUUUAGUGUACGACUUCAUGCCAAAUGGGUCAUUGGACAAGUACAUCUUCAAUCAAGAACAAAGAGGCAAUAUUUCCUUAAGUAGUUGGGAAAAGAUGUACAAGAUUGCCCUAGGAGUAGCUCAUGGGAUUGAAUAUCUCCAUCGAGGUUGUGAUAUGCAAAUUCUACAUUUUGAUAUCAAGCCACACAAUGUUCUUCUUGAUGAGGAUUUUACCCCAAAAAUUUCGGAUUUUGGGCUUGCCAAACUAUAUCCAACAAAUGAUAAUACUGUUCCUCUAACAGCGGCAAGGGGAACAAUAGGAUACAUUGCUCCAGAAAUGUUCUACAAAAGCAUGGGAGGUGUCUCCUACAAGGCCGAUGUUUAUAGUUUUGGAAUGUUGCUAAUGGAAAUGGCAGGGAGAAGGAAGAAUGUGAAUCCAUUUGCAAACACUUCUAGUCAAACUUACUUCCCAUCAUGGAUAUAUGACAAACUAAAUCAAGGAGAAGAUAUGGAAAUGGAAGAUGCCAGUGAAGAUGACAAAAAAAUAACAAGAAAGAUGAUCAUAAUCGCAUUGUGUUGCAUACAAAUGAAGCCUGCUGAUCGCCCUUCCAUGAGUAAAGUCAUAGAAAUGUUAGAAUCACCCACUGAGCUUCUACAAAUGCCACCAAAGCCUUUUCUAGCAUCACUUGAAAGAGUGGAAGAAGAUUUUAGAAUUAUAGAAUCAUCAAGUUAUCAUUCAUCAUCAUAUAAGUCGAUGAUUCAAUCAUCUACUUAAAUGUAAUUAAUCUGCCAUAAAUUAUUAGUUAUUUGGUUGAUAAUUAAGUAAU
Macadamia integrifolia is the source of this 1196-nucleotide messenger RNA. RefSeq names its product rust resistance kinase Lr10-like. NCBI's taxonomy places the organism in Eukaryota, Viridiplantae, Streptophyta, Magnoliopsida, Proteales, Proteaceae. The record is from RefSeq and is a predicted model, not a curated record. The coding region runs from base 176 to 1144 and encodes 322 amino acids. Gene Ontology annotation, molecular function: ATP binding; protein kinase activity. The transcript has a single exon. Gene Ontology annotation, biological process: protein phosphorylation.